AUGGCAAACGGGUUGACAGGACUCACACUGAAGAGAAUUCGUUCCUCCAGCACAGCGUCAACAAAAAAGGAAUCCAAAAUCAACAUCAUUUUGAACAAACUAGCCUCAUCGCUUUAUGGAGGUAAUGGCGACAAUAACAACAAGAAGAGAAGGCAAGAAAUAGAUGGCAAAUGCAUGCAAAGAAAGUCUUCCGCAAGCCAAAUUGUGGAUUGCUUUAGAAUAGCAGAUGAUAAGAACCAUCCUUUUGCAAACGAUGCUAUUUUCGAGCAGAAUCGUUAUAAACAACAAAAAAAGCUGAAUACUGAAAGCGUCCUUCAUCAGAGCAACAAUGUUGUAUUCGACGAUGAUAAUAUACCUAUGCGGAUGAGUGCGGCCACAGGGGGCGGUAUCCUCCUGAACAAAUCCUCUCAUCAUCGACACAAUCCCAGCACGACUUCCUUCAUGCUCAAAAGCAGCAACUACAAUAACGAAAUGAAUAAAAAGCCGUAUCAACAUCACCGUCAUACACACAGUACACCUCCCGCCAUUACAACUAAACCAGCAUUUAUAUCACAGCCGCUCCCAACAGCAACAUCAGCAGGAAUAAGUAAAAGCAGUAACAGCAGAAGAGCUGCUCACAGCAGUAAGCAUAUUCGUCAUUAUUCUCAUGUCUCGUGCAUUUCAUCAUCCAACAUAACGGUCAAUUCAGAAGAUUUGACCGCCAAAGAAUUUGCAGACAUAGCAGGAAUUCGAAUUUUAUCUGAAGACGAACUGCAAAGCAGCAGUACCAAUACUUAUUCCUCUUAUCAUGAUGCUAUAAAUAGCCAAUCCUUCUUAUCCAACAAUAACAACAAUAAUAACCUUUUUAUGAAUAAUAAGAAAAAGAUAUGCUCCGUUUGUGGCGGCAGCGGUGAUGAUAGCGAUAAUGCGUCGUCUUUUAUCAUACCUUCAACAAGCAAAGUUAGUUCCAAUAUUACAAUGACAAGUCAGCAUCAUCAACAACACCUUACUAGCAGCAACAGUAGUGACUGCCAAUUUAAUAAUAGCUCUAUUCUGCUCUUUUCUAGUAAUGAUAACAGUACCUUGUAUGUCAAUGAUAGUAACAUGCUGAUAGACGAUGAAGAUGAAGGAAUGGAUGUGGAAGAACCACCACCACCUCAGAUUUGGGACGAUGAUUUCUGGCGUGUACCCAAUAGUAAACAGCAGCAACAAAGUGCUGCUACAACGACACUCCCUCACCAACGGAUCCCCAUACUCAACCCUACUUCUUCUACUAAUAACUCGGUAUCAACAUCACAAAUUCCAAGAAUAGCCAUUUUAGCCAGUCAUAACGAUAUCAUAGAAUCCCCGCCCAUUCUACAUGAAUUAAAGAAAUAUGCAAAAUCAAAUAACUUUUCGUCAGAUCAAAACAGCUGUACAUAUAUUAAACGAGGUCGAUUUGAGAUCCAUUUAUCUGAUGAAAAUUACAGUAAAAGCGACAUCCAACAACUUAGUACCAACACUGCUACUGCUUUAAAGAGGCCAGAAAUGGUAGUCGAAUGGAAAAGAAAAGUGCGUCCGGCACCCACUGUUUCAACAGUAAAGACAACAUCAUAG
Molecule: messenger RNA, 1575 nt
Organism: Mycotypha africana
Lineage: Eukaryota; Fungi; Mucoromycota; Mucoromycetes; Mucorales; Mycotyphaceae
Exons: 1
Coding region: 1-1575 (524 amino acids)
Source: RefSeq, a predicted model, not a curated record